AUGACAACCCAGGCUCCUAUCACGGAUGCCGAGUAUAUCACAGACGUCCUCAAUAUACCUAGCAGCCCAGGCCUGGAAGAUGCCGAAUCUAUUGCUUCAGGUGGGGAUCAGCCUGACCUCGACAGAAGAAGAGUCACCUUCGCAAAGUCCAAGUCCGUAUUUCUCGACCGUCUGACUCGUGAUUUCGACUUGCUGAUAUAUUGCGAACUAUCGGCUCUCUAUUAUAUGGAUUGCUCUAUCAUCCAUUUCGCCGUACGGGCCAUAGUUCAGUUUCUAUUUCUUACACCAAAAGCGGCCAACUUCCCCGAGCCACCGAAGAAUCAGCCAUAUAUUGGAGCAAUUAUUAUAAGUAACCUAAUCUGUAUAUUUCUCCACAUUGCUUCAGCCAAUCCAUCCGCAGGAGAAGCAUCCAGAGGAUACCUUCAUGGCGGGCUAUUCAUUGAUUUUAUCGGCCAAAAAGGACCUACUUCAAAACUUCAGUUGCUUGCAGUGGACCUAUUGGUUGUAUGCCUCCAGAUCCUUAUGGUGGGGGCCAUCCUAGAGAAAGAAAAGGUCUCUGGGCUGAUUUCAUCGCGGCGAACUGCCGAACCCAUUGCAUCUUCGACAGUGCCAGAGCAGGAUCAUGAUUCCGAAGAGCAAGGACUUCUGAGGUCGUCUCAAAAUUUGUCCAGCCAGGAGGAUGACAUGGAGAACCGGCAAGUAAGUGGCGUCGAACUCUCAAGCCUAGGUGGUGACAGAGGUGUGAAUACAGCCAGCGGUAUGCAUCCGCGCGAUUAUUUUCACUCGGGGGAGGCCCUUGUUAUGAACUUGAACAUCAGCCGUACGCUUCGACAGCAGUGGCAUAACCGAACAUCCGCGCUUGUGACCCCCCACGCCUCGUUGAGUGGUACCAGAGUCCCUGCAAGUACAUUCAUUAGGCAUCAACUGGGCCUCCAAGCCGAACGCGACUCUUAA
Molecule: messenger RNA, 954 nt
Organism: Nannizzia gypsea CBS 118893
Lineage: Eukaryota; Fungi; Ascomycota; Eurotiomycetes; Onygenales; Arthrodermataceae
Exons: 2
Coding region: 1-954 (317 amino acids)
Biological process (GO): protein processing; SREBP signaling pathway
Cellular component (GO): Dsc E3 ubiquitin ligase complex
Source: RefSeq, a predicted model, not a curated record